AGGAAAAUCAGCGAGCACCACCCAGACAUGCAUAACGCUGAAAUCAGUAAGAGACUUGGAAAACGAUGGAAAAUGCUUAUCGAAGACGAAAAACACCCAUACGUCGAGGAAGCCGAGCGACUAAGGUUGUUACAUAUGCAGGAGUAUCCUGACUAUAAAUACCGACCACGCAAGAAGGCGAAGCCCAGCAAACCAGAGUCUAACAGCCGGAGCCAUAGCUCUAAACACAAGAGCCACCAUUCCAAACACAAGACAUUCAAACUGACCCAGACUUCCAGCGGCGGCCGAGACAGACUACCAAAACUUAAGCUUACCAGGGAAAGCAUCAAGGCGAGCAGGUCCGUGGAGUUACCGGUAACUCAACGCACACCGCCAGCAAAGGUGCCAUCCAGUCCUACCGUCGUUGUACCCGAGUCAUCGCCCGACACGCUGAGUUUUUACGAAGAUGUUGAAAAAUCGCACACCACAAGUGAGCACCAGUUCAGGAAACUUGACACUGUUCCAUCCACAACCGGUAUUAAAUGUGAACCAGUCGUCCAUCAAACAACGACGAACACUGUGACGCCAGUGAUAACGGAGGACGACUUCCCGUUCCCUCCAAACUGGCCUGCAUUCGAACUAUCGAGCCUUAAUUUGGGCAACCUUACGCAAGAUCUGAGCCCUUUCACAUCGGACUCGUGUAGCAGUUCAGGAACACACUUUGAAUUUCCGGACUAUACCACCCCAGAAGUAAGUGAAAUGAUUGAAGGGGACUGGCUUGAGUCGAGUAUAGCGUCUCUUGUAACCAAUUGAAACACUAUCCUGGCCAUUGCCAGCUGACACAUUGAACUUAAAAACACUAUAGUA
This is a messenger RNA of Saccoglossus kowalevskii, 846 nucleotides long. RefSeq names its product sox11-like protein (gene sox11-like). NCBI's taxonomy places the organism in Eukaryota, Metazoa, Hemichordata, Enteropneusta, Harrimaniidae. Gene Ontology annotation, biological process: neuron differentiation; brain development; negative regulation of transcription by RNA polymerase II. Gene Ontology annotation, molecular function: DNA-binding transcription activator activity, RNA polymerase II-specific; RNA polymerase II cis-regulatory region sequence-specific DNA binding. Gene Ontology annotation, cellular component: nucleus. The record is from RefSeq and is a predicted model, not a curated record.